Corythoichthys intestinalis (scribbled pipefish) is the source of this 5443-nucleotide messenger RNA. It is a transcript of the gene hip1, whose product is annotated as huntingtin interacting protein 1. Gene Ontology annotation, molecular function: phosphatidylinositol-3,4-bisphosphate binding; actin filament binding; clathrin light chain binding. Lineage: Eukaryota; Metazoa; Chordata; Actinopteri; Syngnathiformes; Syngnathidae. The coding region runs from base 1301 to 3877 and encodes 858 amino acids. The transcript has 26 exons. Gene Ontology annotation, cellular component: presynapse; actin cortical patch; clathrin-coated vesicle. Gene Ontology annotation, biological process: actin filament organization; clathrin coat assembly; endocytosis. The record is from RefSeq and is a predicted model, not a curated record.
CACAUUGGACCUUCAAAGAUAGAAGUCAGACGACUAUUUGGGGUUUGAUGUGUUCAAAUGUGAUGCAAGUGUAAUUAAUAAGUUAAUAGUUGAUAACUAUUUACCAUUAUAAAACUACAAUACUCUUCGUGUUCUAUUCUAUCAUAUUGUAGGUGAUUGUCAUGCAAGUGUAUCAAGUACCGUAUUUAUUUAUUUUUACUAUAAGUUGCACCCGAGCAUAAGUCACACCAGCUAAAAAAUGCACUAUGAAUCAAUGUCAACUUUUGUGGGAGAAUUUUAUUUUAUCAAAGACCAAGAGCAAACAAUAUACAUGACAGUAAUAACAAUAAAAUGGAGAACAACAGCUGUCUAUUAACAUAUUAUGCAUUUAAUGAAUGAGAGCAAGUUGAAUAGUCUUUAUUUGUAAUCCAUUCAGGAUGCAAAGCAUUUGAUCAUUCACAGAAUGAAAUAUUCAUUCCAUUGCAGGGAUGAAAAAAUGGAUGUAUAGAUUGAUAUUGCUGUCGAUAUAUUGAGCUAGAUAGCUUUUUAGAUGCUAGUGUACAGCUAGCCUUCAUCACACAUACCAUCAAUUUUUGAUUGUUAAAUGCACACUGCGUUAACAAGUAAUGUAGUGCCAGUGUGAAAAGGCCUUUUCACUCUAGCUGGUAGUGGCAGCCCAGUGCGAAUGGGUCUUAUAGUAACGUGGAAUACAACAGAUCCCCUGUCGUGGUGACGUAGCCGCAUCCAGGAAAUAGGCAAGCCGACUACUCUCGUCUGACACAAGGAUGUUUUUUUUUUUUUUUUUUUUUUUUUAAUUGUUGCACAAUAAAGCCACAACUUGUCAAUUUUUUUUUUUAAUUGUUGCACAAUAAAGCCACAACUUGUCUAAGUUUUUGGGGAGUGCAGCGGCCAUGAAAAGGCCUUACUAGCUUCAGCGAGAGUGUUGUAUCUAUAUAGCUUGGUAGCUACUAAAUAUACAGUCGAUCUCGUGCUCACUGAGUAGGUUAGGUCCUUGGCGAGCGUGUUAUGUCAUCGCUCUCCCCCUGUGUAAGAGUCCCAAAAUGUAAGCAAAAUUCUACGGAAAUGGUUCCAAAUUGCAAAGACGAUAACAUCAUUGUAAAAUGACGAGAAAAUUAGUAGCAAAAAACAAUCAGAUCCCGAAGAUUCAGAGAGGUGAAGCCUUAACAACAUAACAUAACUUGUUGUCUACCAAAUCCGUAAGUGUUCAUCUUCACUAUCAUUUCUGAACAGCUCCACCAAUACUGGAGGUUGAGGGCCUGGUUUCUUCUUGCAGCUGUCAAUCUUUCAGUUAACAGUGGAGAUGUUUGAUUACCUGGAGUGUGAACUCAACCUCUUCCUUGGCGUAUUUAGCUCGCUGGAUAUGUCUCGGUCAGUGUCAGUAACUGCUGCAGGCCAGUGUCGUCUGGCGCCGCUCAUCCAAGUCAUCUUGGACUGCAGCCAUCUGUACGACUACACAGUCAAGCUGCUAUUUAAGCUACACUCAUGCCUUCCAGCAGACACUCUGCAAGGCCACAGAGAUCGCUUCCAGGAACAGUUUAAAAAGUUGAAGAGUCUAUUUUAUCGCUCCAGUAACUUGCAGUACUUCAAGAGGUUGAUUCAGAUCCCACAGUUGCCCGAGAAUCCUCCAAACUUCCUGCGUGCAUCUGCCUUGUCAGAGCACAUCAGCCCAGUGGUCGUGAUCCCAGCUGAGUCGUCUUCCCCAGAAUCUGAACAUAUGGUGGAAACUGAUGACUUGGUGGACACAGACCUACCGGCUCCAGUGGAGACCAAAUUCGAUGACCUGUUUGGCACCUCUGCGGCAAUUGACCCGUUCAACUUCAAUAAUCAGAAUGGGAUGCGCAAGGACGAUAAAGACCGACUGAUUGAACAGCUGACAAGGGAAGUUCAAGCUCUCAAGGACGAGUUGGAAUCAUUUCGACUUGAGAGUGGACGAUUAUGUCAGGCCUUAAGGGGCCGUGUCAAUGAACUGGAGGCAGAGCUGGCAGAGCAAAGCCACCUGAGGCUACAGGCAGCAGGGGAGAGUGAGUUCUUGAAGGCUGAGCUUGAUGACCUGAGAAGGGUCAGAGAGGACACGGAGAAAGAGCAGCGGAGUCUAACAGAGAUAGAGAAAAAAGCUCAGGCCAAUGAGCAGCGCUAUACCAAGUUAAAGGAGAAGUACAGCGAGUUAGUACAAGGUCAUGCUGAAUUGCUGAGAAAGAAUGCAGAGGUGACCCGGCAGAUGACGGUGGCUCGGGCAGCACAGGAUGAAGUUGAUGCCAUGAGAAAAGAGAUGCAGGACAAGGUGAAAGCCGCCCAGGAUUUUGCAGACAAACAGGAACGAGCGCAACGGGAACGAGUUGAAGAGUUGCAGAGGGAGCUUGUAUCCAAUAUGGCAGAGCUGGAUUCCCUCAAAACCACCAUGGCUUCCUCACAACAGUCCAGUGAGGCACUCGGCACUCAACUAGCUGCCAUGGAAUCUGAGAAAGCGGCGCUCGUUGAAUCCUUGUCCAAGGUGAAGGCCGAGCUGGCUUUUCAAGGGGAGGAGCUCGAGCGUGUCCAAAGUUCAUUGGCAACUGAGAGGGAGAGCGGCGUGAAGACAGCAGAAGCCUUGCAGAAUCAGCUCAAUGACAAGGAGAGCAGGGAGCAGGCAUUAGAGAGCCAGCUGGUAACUGCCCGCUGGUCCAGUCUGCAGGGAGCUGUGGAAGAGGCAGAGAAGAUCAUCCAAGACUCACUGGCCCAGAUCGAUGAUCCAGCUCACAUUAGCUGCACUAGCUCAGCAGACUACCUGGCAUCCAGAUGUAAAGCAUCUGUAGACUGUGUGGAGCAGCUCCUUCCUGCCAGAGAUGCUUUUAUAGCUGAUGACACAGGUGUGUCUCAGUUGCUUAAAGUCGUAACCCAAUGUGGCCACCUAGUGGGCGACACAAUUGUUCAGGGCAGUGCCACCUCUCACAUGGUUCCUGUUGAACAGGCUGAUGUUCUUUCAGAAAGCGUGAAGGCGUGUGGUGCUGAAGCACUUCUUUUCCUGGGCCACAUGAAGAAGAAGGAGGACUUGAAAACUGCAGAUAACUGCAAACUGAAGGAGGCUCUCAAGGCCAUACUGGACACAGCAGAGAAAUUGCGUCCUAAGGGUCUGGAGUUGCAGCAAGGAGAGCUGGGAGAUCUUGUGGAGCAGGAAAUGGCGGCCACUUCUGCAGCUGUAGAAUCAGCUGCUGCCAGGAUAGAGGAAAUGCUCAACAAGUCUCGAGCAGUUGACACAGGCAUCAAAAUGGAGGUCAACGAGAGGAUCUUAGCUUCGUGCACGGACCUGAUGACAGCCAUUAAGGCACUUGUUCUUUCCUCCAAAGAUCUUCAAAGGGAAAUUGUGGAAAGUGGGAGGGGCGCAGCAUCUAAAAAGGAAUUCUAUGCCAAGAAUUCCCGUUGGACGGAGGGCCUUAUUUCUGCCUCCAAGGCAGUAGGAUGGGGUGCCACUGUCAUGGUGGAUGCGGCUGAUCUUGUGGUGCAAGGCAAAGGGAAGUUUGAGGAGUUGAUGGUGUGCUCUCGCGAAAUCGCGGCCAGCACAGCGCAACUUGUCGCUGCUUCAAAAGUUAAAGCAGACAAAGACAGUGGCAACUUGCAGCGCCUGCAACAGACGUCCCGAGGCGUCACCCAGGCUACUGCCGCUGUUGUGGCCUCCACCAAGUCUGGGAAGUCCCAGAUUGAAGACAAAGAUACAAUGGAUUUCUCCAGCAUGACGCUAACACAGAUCAAGCGACAAGAGAUGGACGCCCAGGUUCUGGUGCUGGAGCUGGAGACGCGCCUGCAGAAGGAGCGUGAGCGUCUCGGAGAGCUGAGGAAAAAACACUACGAGCUGGCGGGGGUUGCUGAGGGCUGGGAGGCCGACGAGGAGGGUUCAGGUUGACCGCAGCCCCAUCAUGGCCUUCGCCCAGAAGAAACUUGUAUUUAUACACUCUUCUCCAUCUCUCUCGCUAGUUUUUUCCAUUCUUGUUUGUUAAUCAAGCCAAAUGAAAUGGUGCUUGCUCUCUAAAUCCACAUCACCCCCCCCCCCCCCCCCCACGAAUCGCGCCGAGGGCUCGUCGAGGCUCGGAAGGUAGGACGACCCGACCUAACCCCCUCAAAGACUGUGUGUCCGCGUAGAGGAAAGUCUACCACUUAAUUUAUUAUCCUUGCUCCUUGUUUUCAAAUUUGUAACGAACACACAAUAAGUUUCAUUCGAGACAUGAUGAGCACAAGUUCUAAGAGGACUAAAUGAAGCUUCUUCGCUAACAAGCUGGAGGGGCUACUUGUCGAGUCUGUGGCGAUUCACUGGACGGUCAGCCUUUCACUUUUUAGAAAAAAACCCGACUGUUAAAUCAUGGUUAACCUCCAUCGCAUUUCGGUUUUGAAAAUGUCACUUCUAUAGAAACCUGCAGCAAACUGCCAAGGAGGUAGCUUGCAACUCUUAUUGUAAACCAUUGCAGGUUAAAAGUAGCAGCUGCAGAAGAGCCAUUGAAAAAAAAAAAAAAACGCUACAUCAAAAUGACCCAUCAAUUUCCUCAUAAACAAGAGUUUUUAGGCCUAUUUUUAGUUCAAGUUCAAUUUAGUUCAAUUUUACAGCAGAAGGUUUAAAAGAGCCACAUGACAUCCCUAAUUGUCAAUGGCACUGUUAAGAGCGGCCAAUGAGUCAAGGAUGCCACACAGUAGCCGCUGUGUGUCCUUAGCUCUGUGCAGACCACAUAGCUGUGAGUAAAUGCCAACUUUCACUGUCAUCUUAGGUCACAAAACCUUCAACUGUGUCAAUAUUUGUCUCGCACUCAGUCGGCCCUCUUUUCAUUUGAAUAAGGAAUGCAAAGCGGUGCAGGUUUAAACCAAUAGACGUCAUCUUUGUUAUCCGACUGAGGCUCGUAACAACGUCUGGGUUAAGCGAUUGUGUGUCUUAAACCUAUUUUGGGCACUAAAAGUUAUAAUUUAAUAGACGCAGCUUAAACAGUACUUGCCGAUAAUUCUUCAACAUCUGCUUGGAGCAGCUGAUGUAGUUUUAGAAAAAAAGUUCAUGUUAAACGGAUAUAUAUAUAAGGUGAAGUAAAGAUCCAGCACGUCUUAUUGCAGUGCUGUUGUUCCUGUAUUUAAUACGUGCUUUAGUUGGGCCAUUUUUCACUUCACACCACUUAUUAUUUGAGAAUAAUUUAAAUAGGGAAUACUAUUAAAGGGGGAUGGAUGGUGAGAAUAAUUCAUCUGUAUCUGGAGAUGAAACAAAACGCACCUUGAGUGCUGAACGCUUGUAUUUUUUUUUUUUUUAACCUCGUCUCGGGUCCGACGUCGUACCAGCUCAGCCAGCCUUUCAAACUGCCUCACACUGUAGUUUAAGAGACUACUCACUCACAUAGCGACAUUGACAUGUGUCUUUGUAUCGUGUACUAAAAUUAUGUCAGUGGGUUGUUUUUAUUUUUUCAGUUUUUAAAAAUAAAUAUUUCAACUUGUUAAUACA